This is a messenger RNA of Xenopus tropicalis (tropical clawed frog), 4425 nucleotides long. RefSeq names its product general transcription factor II-I repeat domain-containing protein 2B-like. Lineage: Eukaryota; Metazoa; Chordata; Amphibia; Anura; Pipidae. The record is from RefSeq and is a predicted model, not a curated record. The transcript has a single exon. Bases 1932 to 3776 code for a protein of 614 amino acids.
UCAGUAUAACAUUUUAUGUUUAGGGUGUGGGGGGGGGUCAUUGUACUGGUUUAUACUGGGGGGGUUUGUAUCAUUGCAUGCUGCAUGUCACUAGACACAAUUUAGUACUGUUAUAAGAUUUUAUGUUGGGGUUCAUGUGCAGUUUAAUGCUGGGAGUAAGCAGGACCAAAUUUAAUUGGAAGGCAUCCAAAGGAUGCCAAAGCCACCCCCCAUGAUCUUACUGUGCAUCCUUCCUUGCAAUACCCAGAGCACAGGGGACAUAUCUGGGCCUGGGAGUCAGUGAACCAGUUGUGGGCUCCUAUCUCAUUUCAAUGCUGGAGGUCAGUGUUCAAUUUGAUACAGGAAAUCAGGGUAUCAGUUGUUUCUGAGGGUUAUUGUACUAUUUUAUGUGGGUUUAAUGUGCCUUUUAAUGAGUGCUGUAAAAGGUUUCCUUUUGUAUAAAUGUUGAGGAUUAUUCUGGCCUAUAUCAUUGUGCUAUUAAACCUGUACAAAUUUUUUUUUGUAGUCUUGUAUGUAUGUAUAACUUUAUUUAGAAAGCGCUACAAGGAUACACAGGGCUGUACCAUUUUACAACAGAGAAACUUACACACAGGGAGGACAAGUAUUAUAAUAAAUACAAUAAAUAAGUGUAACUACACAGUGCCAUGUGGUAUAAGUUAUGGUAGGAAGGAGGGCUCUGUCCUGUAGAGCUUACAAUCUAAGUGCAUGUAUAAAUAUUUUGGGUUCUCACUGAUCACUGAAUCUCCUGUAUUAGGGCACUAUGCUAAUCUACACGUAUUUAAGGCAAUAUUUUUCAGGAUAAAUACAGAGGGUGCUGGAGUGACUUCUUGACACUGCAAAAUGCUGUUUUUGUGCUGGAGUAGAGGAAGCAAUAUACCAUAAUCUGGCAUGGAAGAAUGUAUGCACUACUAUGGCUUUAUUUUGAUGCCAGUGGUACACCUGUUCAGUUUCUGGUCUUUGAGGUUGUAGCAGCGCCAGUGUGUAUGUACCAGGCAUUCUCUUACUGCUUUGUCAGCAUAUGUACCUACAGUAGGUGUCACUGGUGCUGACCUUGUAGUAUAGGUCCUCAGUUUGUGAAUACAUUUUCCCCAAAUACAUUAAUUUAGCUCUAUGUGCCAUUUUGACAAUUCUUGCAAUUUAUGGAGUGUAUGGUUUGUCAGAUCACAAUAUAAUCUGAUUAAGUGAGAUUGGUAAAAUGCCUUUAGUAGUGGGAUUGAAUGCAGAGUGGGCAGCCACUGCUUUGUGUCUGUUGGGUGAUGCAGUUUUACUGCAGAGAGAUUUUUGCUAAGGAUCAGUACUCCUGUUGCUUGGACAUCCUAGAAACCAGACACAUGGAUUAUCACAUGGAUUAUUAUGUUUUUUUUUAACCCCUGGACCUCAAAUGGGAUAAACCGCAAAAUAAGCAAAGAAAAGAAAUGUAACAAACUUAAUUUUUUAUUAACAAAUCUAUUUGAUAGAGCUGUUACAUCAGUGAAUCUGCUUUCGCCAAGCAAGAUCCAAGCAAGCACUCCACAAGAUCACUGCAUAACAGGUAUACAGAAUAAGCCAAGGAAGCACAAGGUUAUGUUUUCAAAACUGUAUUUAGUAAACUUGGAGCUUCUGUAUCUACAAGAGGACUUCCUGCCUCUAAUUUUCCUAACUGUUUUUUUUUUUGGUGCACAAACAUUUCUUUUGUGAGCACAUUUUAAAGCUGUGUGCACUUUUUUUUUAAAACUCUGUGUUCAGACCAGAAUAAAUACAAAAUGUUGUGUUUUCGCACAAAAUUCUUUUGGCGCCCCACAAUAUAUUGUGUGUGCUGUCCUCACAAUUUGUGUGUGCAUGCACAAGCACACAGCUUAGAGGGAACAUUGUCUUAUUCAGUCAUUUGACACUGAGCUUAAUAAAAUCUAAUUUUACAAUUUUGACUGUUCACAGAGUGGCCAACAUUAAACAUGUCAGGCAUGUUUGAAACUAAGUCCUUCACAAAAAACUGUGCAAAGAAAAGAAAGAUUGAUUCAGAAAAUCGUGAAUUUCAGGAAAAGUGGGAAGAAGAAUACUUUUUUGGAAAAAACAAAGAUAAACCACAAUGUUUGGUAUGUGCACAAACUAUAUCUUCGUGCAAAGAAUACAAUGUUAAAAGGCAUUAUACAACACUACAUGGAGCUAAGUAUGCCAAAUACACAGGUGAAGCAAGACUGACCAUCAUUAAAGACCUAAAAAGCAAACUUUGUAAACAGAAAAACAUAUUUUCAGCAGUUACGACGACACAGAAAGCAGCAGUAAAAGCUUCUUUUCUUGUUGCAGAAGAAAUUGCAAAAAGAAAAUAUCCUUUUAGCAGUGGGACUCUAGUGAAAACAUGUGCACUUAAGAUGGCUGAAGCUUUUGGAAAUGAAACUAUGGCUAAAACCGUGGAAUCUAUUUCAUUGUCACAUCAGACUGUUGCUAGACACAUCUGCACAAUUAACCAGCAUUUAACAGAUAAGCUACAGAACAUCUUAAGAAGUGCACCCUACUUUUCUAUAGCACUGGAUGAAAGCACUGAUAUAACCGACACUUGCCAGCUUGUUAUAUUUGUUCGCUCUGUGGAUCAAGAGUUUCACAUUUCUGAAGAGCUGUUGGAGAUAGUACCUCUGCACGGAUCCACAAAAGGCGAAGAUAUAUAUAAUGCAGUAAAAGCCACAGUUACUAAAUAUGGAGGCUUUAGUAGUUGUACAUGUAUUGUUACUGAUGGAGCCAGAGCCAUGGUAGGCAGAAAUCAGGGACUUGCAGGUCGCCUACGGAAGGAAGGUAUUGACUGCCACAUGUUUCACUGCAUUGUACAUCAGGAGGUGUUAUGUGGCACUUCUCUAAAAAUGGCUGACAUAAUGGAUGUGGUAACCAAAGUCACCAAUUUGAUAAGAGGGGGAAAUCGUUCCUUGACACACAGGAGAUUUAAAAAUUUCCUUGAAGAGCUGGAUGCUGCUUAUGGUGAUUUGCUCCUGCACACAAAUGUGAGAUGGCUAAGUGCAGGAAAGUGUUUGGUAAGAUUCUUUGCACUUAGGAAGGAAAUACACUUAUAUUUAUCUGACAUAAAAUGUGACUCUUAUUUACUAGAACACCUUACUGAUGUCAGCUUUCUUACAGCUCUUGCCUUUUUAACUGACAUCACGCAGUUCCUUAAUUCCCUGAAUUUAAAUUUGCAAGGAAGAGACCAAAAUGUGAGCCAGCUGUAUAGUCACAUUGCUGCAUUCAGGAACAAGCUCCACCUGCUAAAAUCUUUCUUAGCAAAGAAUGACCUGACACAUUUUGAAAGUUGCUGUGAACUUUUUCAGGAAAUGAAGGGAAAUGGAGUGAUUUUAAACUUUAGUCAAUUUGUCCCUAAAAUGGACAUCCUUAUUCAUGAAUUUAACACAAGAUUUCAGGACUUUGAGGGAAUGGAGGCAAGUUUCAAACUUUUCAACAACCCAAUUAACACAGACAUUGCAGCACAAGACACAAAAUACCACAUGGAACUAUGUGAGCUGCAGGGAGAUCAGUUUCUACACUCCUGCUCAGAGAAAGGUGUGGCAUUCUUCAAGCUGCUCUCCCAAGAACAGUACCCUAUCCUGAGAGAUUUUGGAAUGAGAAUGGCAUCAAUGUUUGGCAGUACAUAUAUCUGUGAGAAGGCUUUUUCAGAUAUGGGCUUCAUAAAAUCAAAGUAUAGAAACAGUAUAUGUGACUCUACCCUGCAGCAAAUCAUUCGCAUUUCAACAACAUCCAUAUCGGCGGACAUUGAUGAACUUGUUGCACAACAGCUGCACCCUCAGACAUCCCAUUAACAAUUUCAGAUUCUGUUUUUCAUUGAACUUUGCUUGCUGCACUUCCAGUCUUCUCGUUGUUUUAAGACUUAAGUAUUGCUUCUCUUGUGUUUUUAUGGCUAAUGACCAUGGCUUGUUAACUGUUCUGUUUGUCAAAAAUGCAUUUGCAUUUUGUUAUUUAUUGCUGUUGCUAAAGGAAAUGUGUUCUGUGCAAAAUAAAUAUUUACUUUUAUUGUUCUUGAUUGUAUUCUGUAUGUUUUCCAGGAAUACAAAAUAUUUGACAUUUAAAUUUGCAUCAUAUUGUAUAAUACCCUGCAAAGGUAUGGGUAUGAGCUUUGGGUUUGUGACCAGAAUGUGAGGGUGGUUCUGCUGUGCACUUUUUUUCUUCUGGUUAGCUAUUCUUGCUGUUUCCUUUGUUGUAUUUUGUGUGUGUGGGUUUGUGUCCAAGGCAAGAAUAUGGAUUUUCUAUUUUACACUAUGAAAUGGGGAGCUUGUACUCUGCAGCAGAGGCAGGGAAAACAUUCUAACCUGUAAGAAUGUGUGUUGUCUAAAAAUGGGUGUGACAAAGGGGUGUGUCUUUGUAAGAGGGUGUGGCUUUAACAUACAUGGGGUAGUCAAAAUUUGACUACCAUUAUCGGCCCUCCGUCACAUAGGUCAGAGAAAUUCCGGC